AUGGUUAGCAUUGACGAGAUAAUAGGAGAGAAGGAUCUUGUCCGUCUCUUUGAGACGAUUGUAAAAAAAGGAGAGACAGCACUUCCAAACAAGCAGCGCGUCAUAAGAAGAAUAAGGGAGUUUGGGCCUCUGUCUGUGGAGGAUCUUGAGGGUCUUUGGGACUCGGAUGUUCUGGCCGAGCUGGAGGGGUGCAGAAGAUGGUCCAUUCUAAAGAAGGUAAGGGGAGAUGGACGCUGA
Encephalitozoon cuniculi GB-M1 is the source of this 237-nucleotide messenger RNA. RefSeq lists its product as uncharacterized. The transcript has a single exon. Bases 1 to 237 code for a protein of 78 amino acids. Lineage: Eukaryota; Fungi; Microsporidia; Unikaryonidae. The record is from RefSeq and is marked provisional.